Messenger RNA from Glycine soja, 1083 nucleotides. RefSeq names its product protein SRG1-like. NCBI's taxonomy places the organism in Eukaryota, Viridiplantae, Streptophyta, Magnoliopsida, Fabales, Fabaceae. The record is from RefSeq and is a predicted model, not a curated record. The transcript has 4 exons. Bases 1 to 1083 code for a protein of 360 amino acids.
AUGGCUACUCUUCCAGUUUCCAACCCUCCCAUCAACAUUGAUGAUGUCCAAGAACUAAGAAAAAUUAACCCAAAUACAAUUCCUGAAAGGUUUGUGCAAGAUGUCACCGAAAGGCCAAACCUUAAUGGCAUACCUCUCUCACUCUCACCAUCACCUGAUGACAUGCCCAUCAUUGAUUUUUCUAAGCUUACCAAAGGAAACAAAGAAGAAACCCAUGAAGAGAUUUUGAAGCUUUCAACUGCUUGUGAGGAGUGGGGUUUUUUUCAGAUAAUUAAUCACGAUAUUGAUCUGGAUUUGCUGGAGAGCAUAGAGAAGAUCACCAGGGGGUUCUUCAUGUUACCUUUGGAAGAAAAACAGAAAUAUGCAUUGAUUCCAGGUACUUUUCAAGGUUAUGGCCAGGCUUUGGUUUUCUCGGAGGACCAGAAGUUAGAUUGGUGCAACAUGUUUGGUCUUGCAAUUGAGACUGUAAGGUUUCCACAUCUAUGGCCUCAGAGGCCAGCCGGAUUCAGUGAAGCAGUGGAAGAGUAUUCAAGAGAAGUGAAGAAACUAUGCCAGAAUAUGCUGAAGUACAUAGCAUUAAGCCUGGGGUUGAAGGGGGAUGUGUUUGAGAAGAUGUUCGGUGAGACAUUGCAAGGGAUUAGGAUGAAUUACUACCCUCCUUGUUCUAGACCUGAUCUUGUUUUGGGUCUGAGUCCCCAUUCAGAUGCAAGUGCCAUCACUGUGCUGCAACAAGCAAGGGGAAGCCCAGUGGGACUAGAAAUACUCAAGGACAAUACAUGGUUGCCUGUUCUGCCAAUUCCAAAUGCACUAGUCAUAAACAUUGGUGACACAAUAGAAGUGCUUACAAAUGGAAGAUACCAGAGUGUGGAGCACAGAGCUGUGGUUCAUCAGGAGAAAGAUCGCAUGUCAAUUGUGUCAUUUUAUGCUCCUAGUUCUGAAUUAGAGCUAAGUCCAAUGCCAGAAUUCGUGGACGAAAACAACCCAUGCAGGUUUAGAAGCUACAAUCAUGGAGAGUACACUGUACACGUCUCAGAAAGCAGGUUACAGGGGAAAAAGACCUUGAACAACUUUGCCAGAAUCUAA